This is a messenger RNA of Brassica oleracea var. oleracea, 2070 nucleotides long. RefSeq names its product ABC transporter G family member 10. The transcript has a single exon. Bases 304 to 2070 code for a protein of 588 amino acids. Gene Ontology annotation, molecular function: ATP hydrolysis activity; ABC-type transporter activity; ATP binding. Gene Ontology annotation, cellular component: membrane. NCBI's taxonomy places the organism in Eukaryota, Viridiplantae, Streptophyta, Magnoliopsida, Brassicales, Brassicaceae. The record is from RefSeq and is a predicted model, not a curated record.
GCAUUUUUUAAGAAACAAAUGUUUACUAAUCUUUCUAAGCUUGGAAUAAUAAAUAUCUUUGAUUUUUUUGGGUCUCAAUCAAUGCUUUUCAGGUUUUCAUGGAAAGCAACAAGAGAACGCUAUAAAAGUCUCAAGCUUUCAAAAUGUUUGAAUACUACGAAAGCAGGUUCCUUAAAGUUUGGUGUGUUAGUUCAUCUUCUCUACCAUUUAUUCUUCACUUAAUCUUCCACACUUUGAUCAUUUUAUUUGAUUUCUCUUAUCUCUCAAAGCUUGAUGCCUUCUUUCUCCCUCUUUCUUUCUUAGAUGGAGUUACCGGUGAAAGCUCCCGUUUCCGGUGGCCGGAAAAUCUCUUACAAACUAGAAACCAAGAAUCUAUCGUAUAGAUUAUAUGGAAAGACUUCAAAAUUUUCAAAUUUAUGUGGCUUGUUGAAUGAAAAGGAAGAAAAGGUUAUCUUGAAGGAUGUUUCUUGUGAUGCAAGGUCCGGGGAGAUCACUGCCAUCGCAGGUCCUAGUGGAGCAGGGAAGACAACUUUACUAGAGAUACUAGCUGGAAAGGUAUCUCAGGGGGAAGAUUCAGGGCAAGUGCUUGUCAAUGGGAGGCCUAUGGAUGGUCCUGAGUACAGGAGGGUUUCAGGGUUUGUACCACAAGAAGAUGCUCUGUUUCCGUUUCUUACGGUGCAAGAAACACUGACGUACAGCGCACUCCUGAGGCUGAAGACGAACAGGAAAGAGGCGGAGGCCAAGGUGAAGAAGCUGAUGGAAGAGCUCGGUCUUGAACAUGUAGCGGAUUCGAGGAUCGGGGAAGGAUCAAGAUCUGGGAUCUCUGGAGGUGAGAGAAGAAGGGUUUCUAUUGGAGUUGAGCUUGUUCAUGACCCUAAUGUUAUACUGAUUGAUGAGCCAACCUCUGGUUUGGACUCAGCUUCGGCUCUUCAAGUUGUGAUGCUUCUCAAAGACAUGACAAUCAAACAAGGUAAAACCAUUGUCCUGACGAUUCACCAGCCCGGUUUUCGCAUUCUAGAGCAGAUAAACCGGAUCGUGUUGCUCUCUAGUGGACUGGUUGUUCAGAACGGAUCGGUUAAUAGCCUUUAUCAGAAGAUCAAGUUCUCUGGUCACCAGAUUCCUCGUCGUGUGAAUGUCUUGGAGUACGCUAUUGAUAUUGCAGGGAGUCUUGAACCGGUCAUGACACAGAGCUGCAGAGACAUCUCGUGUUACGGUCAUGGCAAAACAUGGAAGAGUAAUAACGCAGGAAGAGAGUUUCAUCAGUCUGACUCUCACAGCAACUCGGUGUUAGAGGAGGUGCAGAUACUUGGGCAAAGAUCUUGCAAGAACAUCUUCAGAACCAAGCAACUGUUCACAACCAGAGCUUUACAAGCCUCCAUAGCCGGUCUAAUACUCGGUUCCAUUUACCUGAACGUUGGAAACCAAAAGCAAGAAGGGAGAGUCUUGCGAACCGGGUUUUUCGCCUUUACCCUCACUUUCCUACUCUCUUCCACAACAGAGGGACUUCCAAUAUUCUUGCAAGACCGGAGGAUCCUUAUGAGAGAGACAUCAAGAAGGGCUUACAGAGUUCUGUCUUAUGUUUUAGCAGAUACCCUCAUCUUCAUCCCCUUCCUGUUGAUCAUAAGCAUGCUCUUUGCUACACCGGUUUACUGGCUGGUCGGUCUCAGAAGAGAGCUAGAUGGGUUCCUCUACUUCUCGUUGGUGAUCUGGAUCGUUCUGCUAAUGUCAAACUCUUUUGUUGCAUGUUUCAGUGCUCUUGUCCCAAACUUCAUCAUGGGGACAUCAGUGAUCUCAGGUCUCAUGGGAUCUUUUUUCCUCUUCUCUGGCUAUUUCAUCGCAAAGGACAGGAUCCCGGUUUACUGGGAGUUCAUGCAUUAUCUCAGCCUCUUCAAGUAUCCAUUCGAAUGCCUGAUGAUCAACGAGUAUAGAGGAGACGUGUUCUUAAAGGAACAAGACCUGGAGGAGUCUCAGAAAUGGAGCAACCUUGGAAUCAUGGCAAGUUUCAUCGUUGGGUACAGAGUCCUUGGGUUCUUCAUCUUGUGGUAUAGAUGUUGCAGAACAAAAAGCUAG